ACGGUCAUGAGCAAGGCGGUGGCGCCGGGGGACAAGCCCAAAAUCCAGGAGGUGAAGGAGCAGCGUGUCACCGGAUUGCUGGUGGCCGUCCUCGUCGGCUUGUCCAUCGUCAUCGGGGACCUGCUCCGCAAGAUCCCGCUAGCAGUGCUUUUUGGGAUCUUCCUCUACAUGGGCGUCACCUCGCUGAACGGGAUCCAGUUUUACGAGCGACUCCACCUGCUCCUGAUGCCGCCGAAACACCACCCGGACGUGCCGUACGUCAAGAAG
Molecule: messenger RNA, 267 nt
Organism: Pseudonaja textilis
Lineage: Eukaryota; Metazoa; Chordata; Lepidosauria; Squamata; Elapidae
Source: RefSeq, a predicted model, not a curated record